Messenger RNA from Stylonychia lemnae, 744 nucleotides. Lineage: Eukaryota; Ciliophora; Spirotrichea; Sporadotrichida; Oxytrichidae. The record is from the annotation of a GenBank genome assembly.
AUGUAAGAAGAGACACUUGUACUCAAGCAACAAUCUUAAUUCAUACCAGUCCAAUUUGGAACAAGAUACAUUAUUGAAGAACUAACUUCGGAAAAUUUUGACGAAUUUACUGAUUUGGUUGCCGAAGAGUAUCAUUUAAAUGACCCUUUGUCAAUAGUACUAGGGGCUACUUCGACCGGUUAUAGAGAAGCUAUGGAAUCAUUAAAAGGAAUCAUGCUAUCUUAAAAUUAAGGAUUUAUUGCCAGAUGCACAAAUUCAGGAAUGGUUGUGGGCGGAUUAACUGGCGAAGAUUAUUAAGCCGUAUACGAUUUUAAAAAGGAUCAAGCUCUUGAGACGUACUAUGGAAGAUUAAAUGAAGGAAAGCAAAUUCUGUAUGAUAGAGGUGUUUUGAAGAAAGAAUGGAAAAUAUCCUUAAUGACGAUGGGAAUAACUCGCAGUACUCAUUAUUAAUAAUAUAUAAUGACGGUCUUAACCUACAAUGUAAUGCUGAAAGCUAAACAUUUGGGUUUUGAAUACGCAGUUGCCGAAGUAAAUCAUAUUGGAACUUACAAGAUUUUCUCCAAAGACAGUCAUAAAAUUUUAAUCAGUGUAGAUUUUCAUGACAAAUAUGAAGAAAUUAAAAACAAUCUUAGUCAAGAAGAAAAAGAUUUUAUACAGCAAUCUGGGUUAUCAGAUUAUAUUUUCUUUAUGAAAUUAGACUCUGCUAUCGUAAAGAGACAGGAGUAUCUAAAAUCUAAACAAUGA